This is a messenger RNA of Solea senegalensis (Senegalese sole), 1705 nucleotides long. RefSeq names its product keratinocyte differentiation factor 1a (gene kdf1a). Bases 341 to 1537 code for a protein of 398 amino acids. The transcript has 4 exons. The record is from RefSeq and is a predicted model, not a curated record. NCBI's taxonomy places the organism in Eukaryota, Metazoa, Chordata, Actinopteri, Pleuronectiformes, Soleidae. Gene Ontology annotation, biological process: regulation of epidermal cell division; keratinocyte development. Gene Ontology annotation, cellular component: cell junction.
GUAGCAUCUGGGAUUAGCUGUAGCCGCAGGUAGUAGUCAAACAUCGGGGAGUUGUCGGCUCAAGUUUGUGACUUUUUCCUAAUCAAAAGUCUGAGUGUGGUGAGCUGUGGCGUGUCGUGGGUUUAUCGGGUGCGUGGUUUGGUGUACGUGGACUCACCUGGAGACAAAGUGUGGGCGGUGAAAGAGGCAAAACGCUGGUGUUUUCGGUGUUUUUGAACGCCUCUGUGUCUCUGUCUCACGGAGACUUCCGCGGUUUGCUCGUUGGACAGGUUGUCUGCGGUUAAAGACGAACACAACUCUUAUGCGGUUUCCUCUUAUGCGGUCCCAGGUGUUUUGAGCCAUGCCUGGCCACAGCUCAGGGGCUCCCCCGGCGUCCCGUCACCACAAAACCCACAGCACCGGCACCAGGGCAGAAAAGUACAGACAUAAUCGGACUCUAUCCAGGGAAAGUCAGGACUCCUACAAGGAUCCUCAUGGGGAGCAUCAACAUGAACACCACACUGACCACUCCCGUUAUUCAGAGAACAAGUACAGUCGCAGCAGAGGCCACCCAGGAAACGGCACAGCACGGGGCUCAGAGACUAUAGGAUUUAUUCCUGGGUCAGCAGACAACACGCCCAGCACCAGACAUGCCUGUGGCUCCUGUGCCUCCGUGGGCUGGAGCAGCUGCAAGGCUCUUAUCUGCUGUGUACUAACCUGUGGAUUUUAUAACAGCCAGGAGCCCUGCCUGUCUGCUAACGAGAGCUCCACAGACCACCCCCCUAAAUCAAGUAGAGAACCUCACCCUUCUAACGGCAUAGCCGUGUCUAACCCCACCUGUGGCAUUUCCCUGGAGCCCACCAAGGCCACCAAAGUCUCCAAGUUGCCCACAAGUGACAGCUUCCGCUACCAAGAUGUGCAAAUCGCAGGUAAGAACGUACAGUAUCCGGUCACUGCCGCCAAACGGACCCGCACAACUGGCAAAGGAGAAAGCCACCGGCCAGUCAGCAACACCAGCCUGUUGUCCCGUGAGGACUAUGACUUAGACGACCUCAGUGACACAGGGACAGACAUUGACUCUCUCAUCACCAAGAAGUUGCUGGAGCUUUACGCUCUGCACCAGAUUGACCAGCUGGCCAAAUGCACCUCUGACUCAUCUUUCUCCCGCAAGACCAACGAGAUCAGUGAGCUCAUCUACAGCAUUGCCCAGGAUUACAACCUGGAGGAGCAGGAGGCUGAGUGCAAGCUGGUGCACGGAGUCAUCCGCAUCAGCACGAGGAAGGGCAAGAGAAACAAGAGCCAUCAGUCCACAGGGCAGCGUCCUAAUGGUCGGAGUGAUGGGACGCUCCCUGACAGCGGCAACGAGACCAUGACCAACACCUUCGUCAGCAGUGACUUUCCAGAGGUUAAAGUGUCAGAGCGGACACCAUCAGAUGAGCUAGCCAGGAAAAUGAGACAUUACAGUGGGAAAACAUACUCCUCUAAUACCACCACGGCAUACUCGGCCUACCAUCAUGACACUGAAACAGACUCUUCAGGAGCUCCUCUGCUUCUCUGAAGGCCAACACAGGAACAAAAGCACCUACACUGACAAGAGAUAUAGCCAAACUCAAUGGACAGUUUUAUUCUUCUGCUUUCAUUUAUGCUGUUCCUGAGCAUGAGUGAGUUGUAUGCCUCCUUUUUGUGUGUGUGUGUGUGUGUGUGCGUGUGUGUGUGUGUGUGUGUG